AUAAACACACAGAGAGAGAAGGUUUAGAGGUAACCGGCGAUGAAAUCACGGUCAAAUUGCAGCCGUUGAUCUUGCAUACUCUCUCUGACUCCGGCUUUCAUCAUUAACGGCCGUGAUUUCUCCUCCUCUUCCUUCUCUCUGUUCAGUGCCUGGAGUUUUUAUUAUUCAGUGAAGCUUGGUCUAUCAAUGGCUUAUAUGCAUAUGUAACUGUUUUGGCCACACGCUGGCUUUUUGUUUCUGAUGUUAGCAUCUAUUUCGGGCCAGUUUACUCGAUCCGUUCUGUUAAUGCUUGUUUGGCAUGCGAUUCGCUCUCUCAUUCCAUCGGUCUAAGCAGUUAAGUUGGGCACCACCUGCUUGAUAGAGAAGGAUCACGUCUGUCGCUGACCUCGAAAACUGCUAGUCUUCUGCACCUUGUUAUGGCUAGUAAGUUGGAUAGUCCGGUACAGGCCCAGAUGGCUGUUGCUGUUUUUAAUGGUAUAUGCAAUGGGGAGUACCAUGGGAGUCGAGGAGCUAAACCUGGUAAGACGCGGCGUGUCUUUGUACAGACUGAAACUGGCUGUGUCUUGGGACUAGAAUUGGAUCGGAAUGACAAUGCUCAUACAGUUAAAAAGAGGCUACAGCUAGCCCUUAAUGUCCCUACAGAUGAGAGCUCGUUAAGAUUUGGUGAUCUUACUUUAAACAAUGAUCUUAGUGCCAUUCGGAAUGAUUCCCCACUUCUUCUCACUCGAAAUGCCAUGCAUAGGAGUUCAUCCACUCCAUGUUUCUCACCAACUGGGAAGAAUCUUCAACCGAGAGAUGGAAGUGGUCUGAUUGAGAUAUUAGGGUGCUCAAGUCAUUUUGCUGGAACAACUGAACUGGUGAAGGACAUUAUUAAGGCAAUGCAGAAUGGUGUUGAUCCGAUCCCUGUAAAAAAUGGGCUUGGAGGUGCUUAUUACUUUAGAAACAUCAAAGGUGAGAAUGUGGCGAUAGUGAAGCCGACAGAUGAGGAACCUUUUGCACCAAAUAACCCAAAAGGCUUUGUAGGGAAAGCUCUGGGCCAACCUGGUCUAAAACGUUCAGUGAGAGUUGGAGAAACAGGAUUCCGGGAAGUAGCUGCCUACCUUUUAGAUUAUGGUCGCUUUGCCAAUGUGCCUCCAACUGUUCUUGUAAAGGUUACUCACUCAGUCUUUAAUGUCAAUGAUGGUGUGAACGGGAACAAGCUUCAGAACAAGACGAAGGUCAGCAAGAUCGCAUCACUGCAGCAGUUCAUUCCUCAUGACUUUGAUGCUAGUGACCAUGGAACUUCAAGCUUUCCAGUUGAUGCCAUACAUAGAAUAGGAAUAUUGGAUAUUAGGAUCCUUAACACUGACAGGCACGCAGGAAACCUUUUGGUCAGGAAGCUUGGUGGGGUUGGGGGCUUUGGUCAAGUGGAACUCAUUCCAAUAGAUCAUGGUCUUUGUUUGCCUGAGAGCUUGGAGGACCCUUAUUUUGAGUGGAUCCAUUGGCCUCAGGCAUCAAUUCCUUUCUCUGAGGAUGAGCUUGAGUAUAUAAAGAAUCUUGAUCCGAUUUGUGAUUCUGAAAUGCUGCGGACAGAGCUGCCCAUGAUUCGAGAAGCAUGCCUCCGUGUUUUGGUACUCUGCUCAAUAUUCCUUCAGGAAGCAGCUGCUUUUGGACUGUGUCUUGCUGAAAUUGGUGAGAUGAUGAGUAGGGAGUUACAUGGCCAAGGCGAGGAACCAAGUGAACUUGAAGUUGUGUGCCUUGAGGCAAAAGAACUCGUAAUGGAGAUGGACAUAUCAUUCUUUGAAGCUGAUGAAAGAGAUGAUGAAUUUCAGUUUGACAUGGAUUGCGAGGCAGCAGAGGCUAAUGUUGCCACAAAGAUAUCAGGUGAUUUGUAUGUUAAAGCACCCUUUCAUUAUGGGUCUGGAAGUGUGAAUGACCGAACCUUUCUAGCUCAAGUUGAUGAGAAUGGUGAAGAGUCCGAAAUUCUGGUCGAUGAAGGGCCAGUUAGGUCUGGACUUGCUGGUAGGCGCAAAGAGGAUUGUUAUACUGCUUCAAAGUUGUCUCUCUCCUUUAAAAAGGUUAACUUGGGUGGGAAACGCUUCCACUACCAUGGUGGAAAACCGGAAAGGAAUUAUAUGAUGGGCUACUCAUCUACGAUGAGUAGAAGUGCAAAUGAGCAGCUUCCUACAUCAACAAACUUUGUAAAGUUUGCUGACAUGAAUGAGGAGGAAUGGAGUCUCUUUAUUGUAAAGUUCAAAGAGCUUCUUUACCCUGCUUUUGCCAAGCGAAGGUCUCGAACAAUUGGACACAGACAGAGGCUGGGGACUUCCUGCCAGUUUUGAGUUAAAUAUCCUGUUGUAGAUUUUAAGGUCUGAAGAAUAAAAUUUUUGGUGCUGGGAAUUGGUUUAUCUACAUAGGUUUCUUUCACAAUUUAUAGCCCUGGAAGAAGAAAUCAUAGUUAUUAAGAGUAGUCUAUGUUGUAAAUAUACGUGGGAUCAGAGUUUCAGUAACCAGAUUAGUAAAGGAUAUGAGAAAAGGUCAUCAAGGUUCUAUCUUUAUUUGAUAUAUGAAGUUCUGGAUUUCAGAAUUUCCUUUUCAUUGACUGUUCACAAUUAUAUGAUAAAAAGAGUUCUUGGAAAAAAGGAGAAAGGUUAUGAAGUCCAACAAGAGCAUUGUUUUGUAAAAUUAUAUGCAUUUGUUUUAUAUACAUGUGAAGUUUGUAAUGAUGUGAUCCAAUACAAGACUACUUUCAAAUAAU
This is a messenger RNA of Durio zibethinus, 2737 nucleotides long. Lineage: Eukaryota; Viridiplantae; Streptophyta; Magnoliopsida; Malvales; Malvaceae. The record is from RefSeq and is a predicted model, not a curated record.